GGCGACUGACUGGCGGGGUACACCCCAAAACACAGCUGUUUCAACACACCCUCACCGGGUUCGUCAAACCCUCUUCUCCCCUACACACUGCGCGCACCUUGUUUUUGUGACAAAGAAGUAUUUUUACCAAAAAUAACAAACUAUAGAUACAUCUAGUAGGCUUUGCUCGUAAAACAACUGGAAAAAAUGUUUUCUCGUAAAACUUAUGCCUCUAAGGAAUUGUCUCUUAGAACAGAUUCACAGAACACGACCACAUCAAUAAACGACGGAUAUUCUGAACAACAGCAACAGCAGUAUGUGACGUACUUGAAACAAUUAAAAAGUGAAUUUGACGAACGCUGGUGCCAAAAACCGAAAUACUCAAUAGAAUUUUCGGAGUUGGAGCGCAUCAAGACUCUUGGCACGGGUGCAUUCGGUAGGGUGUUUUUGUUGAAGCACACGAAGAAUAAUAGAUUAUACGCAAUGAAAGUUCUAGAAAAAGAAAACAUUGUAAAGAUGAAACAGGUCGAGCACACACUUUACGAAAAGCGAGUUCUUGAAGCUAUUAGAUUUCCUUUUACCGUCUCGAUGGAGUUUAGCUUCAAGGACAACAGUUACAUCUAUUUCAUAAUGCCUUUCGUGCCAGGCGGUGAAAUGUUUACCCAUCUGCGUCGAAUGAAAAAAUUUGAAGAAACACUUGCGAAAUUUUACGCUAGCCAGGUCAUUUUGGCUUUAGAAUAUCUUCAUUUCUGUAAUCUUGUCUAUAGAGAUUUGAAGCCUGAAAAUAUAUUAAUCGACAGGAAUGGUUAUCUGAAAAUAACAGAUUUCGGAUUUUGCAAAGUAAUGCGCGGGAGAACGUGGACUCUGUGCGGAACACCGGAAUAUUUAGCACCCGAAUUAAUCCUUAGUAGGGGCUAUGGUUUUUCAGUUGAUUGGUGGUCUUUCGGUGUACUAAUGUUCGAAAUGAAUGCGGGAUACCCUCCGUUUUAUUCAAACGAACCGAUGAAGACUUACGAGAGCAUCGUAGCCGGUAGAUACCGAUGUCCGUCUAGUUUCAGUACGGAUCUGCGAGACCUAAUCCGGAACACCCUGCAGGUAGACAUAACUAAGCGUUACGGCGUCAUGAAGAACAGUGUUUUGGAUUUCAAGAAUCACAAGUGGUUCAAGGGCAUCGAAUGGGACGCCAUUCUCAACUGUAAAGUAACUCCGCCUUUUGUGCCGAAAUGUAAAUCGCUUCAUGACACGAGCAAUUUCGAUAAAUAUAACGAAGAACCAGUUGUUCCAGGCUCAUACUGUCGCUUCGAAUCCGAAUUUGUCGAUUUUUGACCUUUAAGACCUCUUCUAGGUUUAUUUAUUAUAUUAAUACGCUUUAAAUGUUGGCCAUGCGUGAUUUGAAUGCGUGAUUAAAAGUAAGAACAUC
This is a messenger RNA of Bombyx mori (domestic silkworm), 1399 nucleotides long. Its product is annotated as cAMP-dependent protein kinase catalytic subunit alpha. Lineage: Eukaryota; Metazoa; Arthropoda; Insecta; Lepidoptera; Bombycidae. Gene Ontology annotation, biological process: protein phosphorylation. Bases 187 to 1305 code for a protein of 372 amino acids. Gene Ontology annotation, molecular function: protein serine/threonine kinase activity; ATP binding. Gene Ontology annotation, cellular component: nucleus. The transcript has a single exon. The record is from RefSeq and is a predicted model, not a curated record.